GGCAGCCGCUGUCGGCGACGGGCUACGAGGGCUGGGGGCCGGGGCAGCCCGACAUGAGCAUCUGCGGGCGCGUGGACCAGCAGGGCUUGCUGCGCGACGGGAUGUGCGACUGGGUGGAGCCGGCCAGCUUCCUGUCGACCUCUGUCAGAAGCUCGUUACGACCUUUGGGCCACAGGUUAUCCAGCUUUCAAGAACUGUGUUGCAGUCAAUCACAAUGGCACUCUUUGGGUAACCCAAUGCUGGGCGAAAUAUCCUUUUUUGUGCGAAUAUGACUCUUCUUAAUUUUCUUAGUGUACGUAAUAGACAUUGUUCUUUGUGUUUCUUUACUACAAUUAUACAUCGUCAAUGUUUUCUAAAAGAAACUAAAACAAUAAACUACUUUUUAAGUACAAUGUAUGCUUGUCAUUUCAUAGAUAUGUGUGGCCUAGUGGACGGCAGCAAUAAAAAUUCUGUAACAAAACCUCGCAAAAUGGUUUUCCAAAAAAUAGCCCUCCCACUGCUCAAGAACAACACACAAAAUAUUCUACACUGCAAUAAGUUAAACAUUUUAACAAAAACAGUCUUCAGAAAUACUGCAAUGACGUAG
Messenger RNA from Gryllus bimaculatus (two-spotted cricket), 586 nucleotides. Lineage: Eukaryota; Metazoa; Arthropoda; Insecta; Orthoptera; Gryllidae. The record is from the annotation of a GenBank genome assembly.